Talaromyces amestolkiae is the source of this 1482-nucleotide messenger RNA. RefSeq lists its product as uncharacterized. The transcript has 3 exons. Gene Ontology annotation, cellular component: cytoplasm. Bases 1 to 1482 code for a protein of 493 amino acids. Lineage: Eukaryota; Fungi; Ascomycota; Eurotiomycetes; Eurotiales; Trichocomaceae. The record is from RefSeq and is a predicted model, not a curated record. Gene Ontology annotation, molecular function: hydrolase activity, acting on carbon-nitrogen (but not peptide) bonds.
AUGUUUGACUCAGCGUUCGACUGUGUUGUCCUGGAUGGCACGGUAGUCACCGCUGCCGAUGUCGGCCGGUACGAUAUAGCUAUCAAAGAUGGAAAGAUAGCUCUGCUUGCUCCCGCUAGGUCCUUGUCAAAGGUGAAGGCCACUCGGAUUAUUGACGCACAGGGCGCAUACGUGAUGCCCGGGGGUGUAGAUGCCCAUGUUCACUUGUCAGAGCCUCAACUUUUCGGCAAAGGCAGGCCCGCAGAUGAUUUUACUUCAGGAAGUCGGUCCGCUAUCGCCGGCGGAACAACUACUAUAAUUGCCUUCGCUCCUCAAGAUAGAUCAGAUCCAUCAAUUCUGAAUGCAUUGGACGAAGCUCAGCAAAAAGCACGAGAUGCUGCGUAUUGCGAUUAUUCUCUUCACCUCUUGAUUUCUAACCCAACCGAGCAAGCUCUGGAGGAGUUUGCAGUCCUUCGUGAACGGGGCGUUUCUUCAAUCAAGAUCUAUAUGACUUACGAGGUACUUCAAUUGCGUGACAAUCAAAUAUUAGAUGUCUUACUACAAGCCCGCAAAGAUUUGAUCACCACAAUGAUUCAUGCGGAAAAUGGGGAUAUGCUCACGUGGAUGACAGAACAGCUGGAGCGUCGGCGAUUGCUAGCUCCCAAAUACCAUGCAACUUCACGCCCACAGAUACUAGAAAGCGAAGCCACCAACAGAGCCAUUGCCUUAAGCCAAUUAGUAGAAACACCCAUCCUAAUUGUGCACGUGUCGUCGCCACUGGCAGCGAAUAAUAUCCGGACUGCACAAACGAGCGGCCUUCCUGUCUUUGCCGAGACAUGUCCGCAAUACAUGUUCUUGACACGCAAGGCUUUAGAUCAGCCAGGAUUUGAGGGGGCUAAGUGUGUUUGCUCUCCCCCGCCCCGUGAUGGCGAGGCAGAUUUGGAGAGUAUCUGGAGGGGUAUUGAGAAUGGAACAUUCACCAUCCUCUCUUCAGAUCAUUGUCCCUUUAUUUAUGACGACAAUGUCGAUGGCAAGAAAUCGGCAAUUUCUGAAGACGCACCUCUGGGGCGAUUCCGCUACAUUCCAAACGGUUGCCCCGGCGUUGAAACACGUUUGGCCUUGGUCUUGAGUGCUGACCGACUUUCACCUCAGAAGUUUGUCGAGGUGACAAGUACCAACCCCGCCAAAUUAUACGGUCUAUAUCCGCAGAAAGGGGCGCUGAUACCCGGACUUUCAGAUGCCGAUCUCACCAUCUGGUAUCCGCCGUCUUCUCUAGAGCCGUUUCCUGUCACAAAUUCUGCCCUGCAUCAUAAUGUAGAUUAUAUACCGUACGAAGGACAGAUUGUUUCAAACUGGCCUCGAUAUACGCUGGUUCGCGGUGAAGUUGUUUGGGAUCGCGACAAUGGGGGCAUCGUGGGUCGGAAAGGAUAUGGACAAUUCGUGAAAAGGGGACCCAGCGCCUUUUGUCGCGAGCAGCCGGAGUGGGAUGUCGAGAGAUAUUAG